UGUGUAUCCCCACGCCCCCUUCCACGUCGACCUGCACUCUCGCCAUAUUUUCAAUCGUGUGAAUCCCGCAGCCCGGUUUGCCACUAAGUUGAGAAGAGGACGCAUUCCCGCAGGGGCAGCUUUUGGUGUGAAACGAUCCACUCUUGACGAAAAAAAAGAGGGACACCUGUGUUAGCUUCCUAGCUGUGUCUGUUAUUUUCAACCUGCAACGAUGAACAUCUUCAGGCUGUUAGGGGACCUCUCUCAUCUGGCUGCUAUCAUCAUCCUGCUACUCAAAAUAUGGAAAAGCAGGUCGUGUGCAGGUAUCUCCGGAAAGAGCCAAAUCCUGUUUGCCAUAGUGUUCACCACGCGCUACCUGGAUCUGCUCUCCUCGUUCAUCUCCCUCUAUAACACAAGCAUGAAGGUGAUCUACAUCGGAUGUGCCUAUGCCACAGUCUACCUGAUCUACAUGAAGUUCAGGGCCACCUAUGACGGCAACCAUGACAGUUUCAGAGUGGAGUUCCUCGUCGUUCCUGUCGGAGGUCUCGCUGUUCUCAUCAACCACGACUUUUCUUUCCUGGAGAUCCUGUGGACAUUCUCCAUCUACCUGGAGUCAGUUGCAAUCCUGCCUCAGCUCUUCAUGAUCAGCAAGACAGGCGAGGCGGAGACAAUCACCACCCACUACCUGUUCUGCCUGGGCCUGUAUCGGGCCCUCUAUCUCUUCAACUGGAUCUGGCGUUACUACUUUGAAGGCUUCUUUGACAUGAUCGCCAUUGUGGCUGGAGUGGUCCAGACCGUCCUCUACUGCGACUUCUUCUACCUUUAUGUCACUAAAGUGUUGAAAGGCAAGAAGCUGAGCCUGCCGGCGUAAAACGUUGAGGAGACGGCGACUCCCAGCAGACUCAGGGGGUGUAGAGAUGACAUCAUGGAAUCUCGUGACCUACAGCAAAAAGAUGCCUGAGACAGAGAGCCAACUACCGGGGGAAAAAAACACUAGUCUUCUUGAUGAUUGCUGAUGGAACUGGUAAAUGCCAACAAACACCAGAGCUGAACAAAGAUCGAGCCAGGUCAACCUUUGGAUUUCUGUGUUCAGCGUCUUGCCUUAAACUUCUUUUUCAUUGCUGUUCAACUAGGAGAAAAGGCUUCUUUUUUUUUUUCCUACAUGUGAGGUGUAUUUGCUUAUUUUUUAUUUUUUUUUUAUAAUGUCACAAAUAGGGUCGACUCUGAGAAGUACCUUGUUUGGCUUGGUAAUGAAAUGCACAAAUGUACAGUCUUAUUAAAGAGUGAGCUAAAGAGUAAUGUAUCCGAGUGCCUGAAGAGGAUUAUGUCUGCUUUCUCACAGUCUGUUUUCUUUUCUUUUCUUUCUUUUUUUUUUUUAAACUUUUUCUUUUAGAUAAGUGUACACAUAUACUGUAAUACACGUACUCUCUCUUGGAGUCAUUUAAGGAGGCCAACAACAAGCGCUUCACGCCAACAUGCGCGUCCAUUUUGUAAAAGCAUUGCUUUCUAGAAUUGCUCUAAACAACAUUUUAAGAGGUUACUCUCAUUUUAAAAAAUCAGAACUUUUUUUUUUUUAGUUAGCAGGGUUCACAGGAGAUAAAGAUAAAGAUCAACCCAUAAGAUAAAUAAACCAUGUAAAUGCCAGCAGUCUUUGUCAUAUAUGUCAGUAUUUUCAAAAGGUUUCCAUUUAAAUUUGACAUUAAUUUUUCAUGUGUUUAUUCACUUGUAUGAAGAACCUAAAAUGCACCGAUUGUUCUCCAGCUUUAAUAUAGAUUUCGUACAAUCUUAAAAACAAUGUUACAUCACACGUGGAUGUAGAUAGAGCACAAAGUCUGUUUCUGCUUUCGCUGCACGCCAAGUAACACAAAAACUCAUGAGCACCUCCCAGCAGUGACUCGUCUGUUUGUCAGAGUAAAGCAAUAAUGGACGACUGAACGAUGAUCGCGCCUCUCGCGCUGGGACAGAGAAGUGUGCAGAUAUCUGGCGGGAGGAUCAUCCGGCACUUUUUGACUGGUUGUGAUAUUUCAAAUAAAUGUUGGCUGUGUGUUUGGGGUGUGAAGAGUUAAAAAACAGAUCUGACAGUGGCGCUGCUCGAUAAUUGAGGAGGAGCGGUCACGAUGUUCAGUGGGUGCAUUUUUUUAAAAUUAAAUUUAAAGCUCUAUUGUUAACUUCAACCUUUUCAAAUUUAGUUAUUGCUAAAGGAUUAUUUCAGCUCUGUCCUUUUUAUUUUUAUUUUUAUUUUUUUGCAUGAUAUCACCUCCAUUAAAGAUUUUAUGAGAAUCA
Acanthopagrus latus (yellowfin seabream) is the source of this 2262-nucleotide messenger RNA. Its product is annotated as ER lumen protein-retaining receptor 2-like. The record is from RefSeq and is a predicted model, not a curated record. The coding region runs from base 212 to 850 and encodes 212 amino acids. Gene Ontology annotation, cellular component: membrane; endoplasmic reticulum; cis-Golgi network. Gene Ontology annotation, molecular function: ER lumen protein retrieval receptor activity. Lineage: Eukaryota; Metazoa; Chordata; Actinopteri; Spariformes; Sparidae. Gene Ontology annotation, biological process: endoplasmic reticulum to Golgi vesicle-mediated transport; protein retention in ER lumen. The transcript has 5 exons.